UUCGUUGUCCGAGUUAUUCGAUGGAAGCGGAAUUCCAACGCCGCUUGUUUGCACCAGAAUCGCCUUCAUCAUUCAUUUGGUAUACGAAUCCAUUAUUGCGCCGCCCCCACCAAGAGCGCCAAGAACAGAAGAGUAGUAGAAACUGGCUCCAUCUUCCGGUGGAACUCAUUCUUAUCAUCUUCGAGAAGCUCGGAGCCAUAGAGGUUCUCACCAGUGUCCAGCGAGUGUGCAUGCUCUGGCGGACCAUCUGCAAGGAUCCGUACACGUGGCGCGUGAUCAACAUGCGCGUCGUGGGGUUUCCCAAAUUCAUGGACUACCAAUUGAGUUCGCUGUGCCGCCGUACCAUCGAACGCAGCUGCGGUCUCUUGGUGGACAUAAGUAUUGACUAUUUUGCUACCAAGUAUCUCCUCAACCACAUCGCUAAUUCUUGUGGAAGUCGUCUUCGGCGUUUACGACUUUACAAGUGCGACUACGCACGCAUAUCAAAAAGAGUGUUGCGUGACUCGGCUAAGAAGUUUCCUUUGCUUGAGGAGCUUGAAGUUACCAAUUGCCACUGUAUUCUCCCGAUUUAUUUAGAAUCUUUGGGUCAAGCUUGCCCUCUUCUAAAAACCUUCAAAUUCAGCCACCACCGACAGUAUUGUUAUGAUCACAUUUCUUCUUGUCACCUCCUCGCCGGUAAUGAAUAUGCAUAUGCUAUUGCACGAAGCAUGCCACAAUUACGCCAUCUCCAACUUGUUGAAAGCAAUUUGGAUUAUGAUGGUUUGCAUGCUAUUCUUAACGGUUGUCCACAUCUGAAAUCUCUAGAUUUACGUCACUGUAUCAACCUUGAUUUGAAAAGAAAAAUAAUAAUAGAAAUGUUGCAAGGAAGAAUCAAGGAUUUUAGACUUCCAAUUUUAGGUGCAUCAACAAUUGACUAUGAGUUUUGUUCUUUACUACCUUGUGAAGAGGCAAUGAAGAAUUGGAAUUUUAACAUUUUAGUAGAGAAAUGGCAGAGGUUUCAAGAUGAAAAAAUAGCCAAACUUGACUUAGUAGUAAAAUAUGAAGACGAGGAGGUUUGGGAGGAUGUUGAUAUGACAUGGGUCACUAUGAAAAAUAGAAGAAGGCAAAGGCGAGAGAGUACUAAAAAAUUCAAAACGCUUCAAAGAUCUCGCCGGAAAAAAGAACGCCUACCGUAUCCAAAGGGAAGAAACACGGAGAAAAGGCAAGUAAGAUUGACCUCAGAAGCAUGUGUUUUGGAGAGGAAUUACAAUUAUUAUUCUGAAGAUUGAAUUCAAGAACAAGAGGAGGU
Messenger RNA from Arachis duranensis, 1288 nucleotides. RefSeq names its product putative F-box/LRR-repeat protein 9. The transcript has 2 exons. Lineage: Eukaryota; Viridiplantae; Streptophyta; Magnoliopsida; Fabales; Fabaceae. The record is from RefSeq and is a predicted model, not a curated record. Gene Ontology annotation, molecular function: protein binding. Bases 21 to 1268 code for a protein of 415 amino acids.